This is a messenger RNA of Botrytis cinerea B05.10, 2382 nucleotides long. RefSeq lists its product as hypothetical. Gene Ontology annotation, molecular function: transmembrane transporter activity. Bases 200 to 1912 code for a protein of 570 amino acids. The transcript has 7 exons. NCBI's taxonomy places the organism in Eukaryota, Fungi, Ascomycota, Leotiomycetes, Helotiales, Sclerotiniaceae. Gene Ontology annotation, biological process: amino acid transmembrane export from vacuole. The record is from RefSeq and is a predicted model, not a curated record.
GGAUACAAUCACGCCUGCAGCAUAUUUAUCUUCGGAGCCAGCCUUUGCUUUUUGAUAGGGUAGCUCUUUAAUCUGUAAAAGAGCGAGGCCGGGUGCAACAUGAUAAGAUUAUCUCACGAAAUGCAACGCGAUAUUGCGUUUUGUACGACGAGAGACUAGCUAAGGCUUCUUCGAGAAAUGAGAAGCACUUAUAAACAACAUGGCUUCCUCUAGAGAAAGAAGUCUUUCGAGACAGCCACUGCUGAGAAGAAGAGCAAGUAUGGGCUCCUCUGAGGUCAACGAAAUCGAAGAUAACGCCAUCGAAAUGAGCAGCAAUGGAAUACAUAUUGAUGGAACGAAGUCCGAUCGCAUUAAGAAGAACCUUAAUAAAUAUGAACAAUUGUUUGGUAUCGAUGAGGAAUCAUCUUGUCAGCCUACAACGUCGAAAAAGGAGUUAUGGUCAUAUUAUCUUUAUUACAAUGGAGACAAUGGAGUAGGGCCGCAAAGCUAUUCUCAAGCCCUCUUUCAAAAUGCUCUGAGUAAAGCUGGCUGGGAUCCUGCCAUUACACCUGCUAAAAUAGGUAAUUGUACCACAGGAGGCUGUGUAAUCCCAUGGGGCAAUACCACAAGAUCUGUAUCUAGUGUGGUUUUGCUUGCCAAUGGGAUUUGCUUCACCAUUAUGUCUGUCAUAUUUGUGGCUUUUGGAUCGGUUGCAGACUAUGGGCAUUUUGGGAGAUGGAUACUUCUAUUUCUUACUGUUGUGUGUUGGGUUUUCCAAUACGGGAUGAUGGCUAUUACGAAGCCAGAACAGUGGCCAACGGCCAUGGCUUUGUAUAUCAUAUCAUACAUUUCAUACGGUGCUUCAUUAGUGUUCUACUAUGCACUGUUUCCCAGACUGGCCCGCUACAUGCCUCAUGUUCAGAAAGCUCGAGACGAAGAACUCAAAGAAGAAAAAAUAAAUCAAGAUGAAUAUGAUAGGAUAGAAAGUAUGGAAAGAAACCAUAUUAGCAAUAUCUCUACUGCCCAUGCCAGUAUCGGAUACGUUCUCGUGCUAGUACUUAGCCUUUCUGUCCUGAUUCCGAUGCAGGGAAAUUCUUUUGCUAACAACCUUGCAUUAUGCCUCACGAACUCAUAUUGGGUCGUUCUUGGCCUUCCUUGGUUCAUUUUCCAACAAUCACGUCCUGGGCCACCUAUUCCAAAAGGCAGUUCAAUAUGGACCAUUGGCUGGAAACAAGUGUAUCUCGCCAUUGUUGAAAUUCGUCAUCUUCCUCAAACAUUCACAUAUCUACUUGCAUUCUUCAUGCUUGCUGACGGAUUAAAUACAACCACUACUCUCGUGUCUAUUAUCCAAAAUGAAGUCAUCUCUUUCUCUUUUCUCCAAUUAACCUAUCUUGGACUUGCACAAGCUGUCACCUCCACGAUAUCCACUUUCUCAUUCUGGUACAUUCAACAAUAUUUCGGCAUUCGAACUAAACCCAUGUUCAUCGUCACCAACAUCUUCAGUGUUUUAAUUCCGCUAUAUGGCGUGAUUGGAUUAUGGACUGACAAAGUAGGUUAUCACCAUGUUUACGAUUUUUGGGUCUAUAAUAUCGUUUUUGGAUUAUUUCAAGCGCCUUAUUUCUCAUACUCUCAAACAAUGAUGAGUGAGGUUACUCCAAGAGGAUAUGAGGGGAUGUUCUUUGGGUUGUUUGGUAUUACAAAUAAAGCUUCUUCAAUUCUUGGCCCAAACGUUAUCCAAGCCAUUGUCAACCAUACCAAUAAUAACUGGAUGGGAUUUCCGUUCCUGUUCGCAUUAUGUGCUUUUGCGAGUAUCAUCAUAUGGUUCGUAGAUGUUGAGAAAGGAAGAGAAGAUUGCAGAAUCUAUGUCGCAGAGCGAAAAGCUGUCCACACGAGUACACAGAGACAAACCACCGGUGAUACAAAUGAGCAGUAGGUUCAAAUGGUAAAGUGAUAAUUCUAUGUGAAGAUGUCACUGCGGAUGUUUGGUGGAAGAAGAAUGGUGGAUACCGUCGAAUGGUUUUUUUUAGUAUUAUUUUUAGAAAUUCCGUACAGAGGAAAAGUUACGAGUCAUGUGCGCAUUUCUUCAGAGUUCUUUCAUAAGCAGCAAAACACCAAUUUAUACUCUACGCUUAUCUACCAGUCUGUCUUCUUUACGAUACAUAAAUGAUUUUGACCUUGCGGGGUAGUGUACAUUGUUACACACGAUUCCCUGUCUCAGUUUGGGCUCUACGGAAAAUACAAUAUAAUUACAUGGAUAGCUGUGGUUGCAAGACAAGUUUUAUUGAGCGCAUUAUCUGUAGCGGGAUAACUUUGAUAUUUAACGCUAAACAAGAGCUAGCAACAUAGAGCAUCAAACUUGACAUUCACGCUUAAAGGCUAACAAUAAAAGUCAUUGCGCCCUCA